CUGAAUAAGCAUGGAGCUCCUUGCCCAGAUGGUUAUAGUGCCUUCUUUUUCCAAACCUAUUGGGAUAUUAAUUGUUAGUAAAGAUGUGGUUGAAGCUGUUAUCCAAUUUUUCAUAUCUAGCUGGAUCAUUCCAAACAUGAAUGCAAACAAAGUGGUGCUGAUUCCUAAGAAGGAGAAUUCAGAUUCCAUUGGUCACUACAGACUCAUUGCUUUGGCUAAUUUUAAAUAUAAAAUUAUUUCGAAGAUUUUAGCUGACAGACUGGCCCAAAUUCUCCCAUCUAUCAUCUCUAAGGAACAAACGGGUUUCGUCAAAGGUAGACAGAUUAAAGAUUGUAUUUGUCUAACUUCAGAGAUUAUUAAUAUGCUUCACAAGAAAUCUUAUGGUGGUAAUCUUGCCAUUAAGAUUGAUAUAGCCAAAGCUUUUGAUACCAUUGACUGGAAUUUCUUACUUAAUGUUUUAAAAGCUUUUGGUUUUCACAGUACUUUUUGUAAUUGGAUUAAGGUUAUCCUUGAGUCUGCAAAGCUUUCUAUCUCAAUUAAUGGUAAACAAGAGGGUUACUUCUCAUGUAGUAGGGGGGUUAGGCAGGGUGACCCUUUAUCACCUUUACUUUUUUGUCUUGCUGAAGAGGUCUUCAGUAGAGGCAUUACUAAUUUAGUCAAUUCUGGUCACCUUAAGCUCAUUCAAGGUAUCAGAUCUAUAGAUAUUCCCUCUCACUGCCUAUAUGCAGAUGAUAUUAUGCUUUUUUGUGAGAUUGUAAUGUGGCUCAUUAUCGGUCGGUUGGUCGACAUAGUAGCGUAGUUUUGGCCUUAAUUAUCUUCCAGUUUUCUACCCCAAAAGAAACGAUUGCUAUACUGAAAAGGCCAGGUAGUAUUUGUUUUUAUCAUCAUAACAUAAGGAACGUAUUGUGCAGUGCAGGGCAUGAGUAAUGACUUUUUGCCUUUUAGCUCCCAUGUAUAUGCUUCUCUGUAUCAAUUGACUUGACUUUUCAAUAUAAUCUCUUUUUUUUUUUUUGGUGUGUGAAUUUAAUAAAAAUUUAAUUUUGCAUUCUUCAGAACUAGCUCUUGCCACCACUAUUUAAAUGGAUGCAUAUAUCCUCUUUAUUCUCACAAAACUAUCCAACACAAACAUAACUAAAUUUCAUAAUGAAGUCUUUUUCUUUGUUGUCACCUACACUUUUAUACCUUCAUCUUCUUUUGCUGUUUACCUUCAAUUUAAUGUGGUUUGACACUAAUAACAAAACUGUGGCAGUGGCUGCAAUAUUAGGAAACCAAACAGAUCAUUUUGCAUUGCUCAAAUUCAAACAAUCAAUAUCCAGUGAUCCAUAUAAAACUCUUGAAUCUUGGAAUUCUUCCAUCCACUUCUGUAAGUGGCGUGGAAUCACAUGCAACCCCAUGCAUCAAAGAGUUAUAGGAUUGAACCUCAAAGGACAUCAGUUACAUGGAUCUCUAUCUCCACAUGUUGGUAAUCUCACUUUACUGAAAAAUCUCAAUCUUGGAAACAACAGCUUCCAUGGAGAAAUCCCAAAGGAGUUAGGUAAGUUGCUACAAUUGCAACAACUUUAUCUCACCAAUAACUCUUUUGUAGGUGAAAUUCCUACAAACUUGACAAAUUGCUCCAAUCUCGAAGACUUAAUCUUGGAUGGGAACAAACUGGUUGGCAAAAUACCAAUUGAAAUUGGCUCUUUGAAAAAGCUUCAAGUAAUGUCUGUUUAUAAAAACAAAUUAACUGGUGGAAUCCCUUCAUCCAUAGGGAAUCUUUCAUUUGUAAUGCUGUUAGAUUUUAUUCGUAACAACUUAGAAGGAGAUAUUCCACAAGCUAUUUGUCGCCUCAAAAACUUGACAGUUUUAGGUCUGGGUGAGAACAAUUUGUCUGGAACCCCUCCAACAUGUCUUUACAACAUCACAUCACUUACUAUAUUUUACAUGCCAAUAAAUAACUUUCAUGGCCCUCUUCCACCCAACAUGUUUCACACUCUCCCAAAUAUCAAACAGUUUGGUAUUGCAGGAAAUCAAUUUUCAGGUCCAAUCCCCACUUCUAUAAAUGCAUCUUCUUCCAUUAGUUAUCUUGAAAUGGCUGACAAUAAUUUUGUUGGACAAGUUCCAAGUCUAGGAAAGCUAAAAGAUUUAUACCUUCUGAAUUUGGAACUCAACAAUUUAGGUAACAAUUCCGCUGAGGAUUUAGAGUUUUUAAAACCUUUGACAAACUGUAGUAAAUUGUAUUUAGCUUCUUUUGAUCAAAAUAACUUCGGAGGCGUUCUGCCAAAUUCUAUAGGCAAUUUAACCAAUGAGCUUAAAAUGCUAUAUCUUGGGGGUAAUAUGAUAUCAGGAAAAAUUCCUGCUGAAUUAGGUCGUCUAGUUGGCUUAUUGUCAUUGUCCUUGGAAUCUAACCACUUUGAAGGAGUUAUUCCAACUACUUUUGGAAAGUUUCAAAACUUGCAAAUGUUAAGUUUCAGCGGAAACAAGUUGUCAGGAGAUAUACCACACUUUGUAGGUAAUCUCAGCCAAUUGUAUCAUUUGGAUUUAGAUCAUAAUAAGUUUGAGGGAAAUAUUCCUCCAAGCAUAGGAAAGUGUCAACAGUUACAAAUCCUAGAUCUUUCACAUAAUAAGCUUAGAGGAACCAUACCUUUAGAGGUUUUUAAUCUUAUUUCUUUAACAAACCUCUUGGACUUGUCACAUAACUCUUUGAGUGGUAACUUACCAAAAGAAGUGGGUAUGCUAAAAAAUAUAGAUUGGCUAGAUGUUUCUGAAAAUCAUUUGUCUGGGAAUAUUCCUGAAACUAUUGGUGAAUGCAUAAGCUUAGAGCACCUCAGCUUACAAGGAAACUCCAUCAAUGGAACAAUACCAUCCUCUUUCGCUUCUCUAAAAGGUCUUAGAUAUUUAGAUCUUUCAAGAAAUCGAUUGUCUGGAUCAAUUCCUGAUGUUAUGCAAAAUAUCUCUGUUUUAGAAUAUUUGAAUGUAUCUUUUAACAUGUUGGAUGGUGAGGUACCAACCAAUGGUGUCUUUGGAAAUGCAACCCAAGUAGAAAUGAUUGGAAACAAUAAUCUUUGUGGUGGUAUCUCACAGCUGCAUCUACCACCAUGCCCUAUCAAGGGCAGAAAACACACAAAACACCAUAAAUUCAGGUUGAUAGCAGUGAUAGUUAGUGUGGUUUCUUUUCUUCUCAUACUUUCAUUUAUUAUAACUAUGUACUGGAUGAAGAAAAGAAAUCAAAAGCGAUCUUUUGAUUCACCAACAAUUGAUCAACUAGCUAAGGUUUCAUACCAAGAAUUGCAUCAAGGAACCAAUGGGUUCUCUCCUACAAACUUCAUCGGAUCAGGAAGUUUUGGUUCUGUGUACAAAGCAAAUCUUGUGUCGGAAGAUCAUAUUGUUGCUGUAAAGGUCCUGAACCUCGAAAAAAAGGGAGCUCACAAGAGUUUCAUUGUUGAAUGUAAUGCACUCAAAAAUAUUAGACACCGAAAUUUAGUUAAGAUUUUAACUUGUUGUUCUAGUACAGAUUACAAAGGUCAAGAAUUCAAAGCUCUGGUUUUCGAUUACAUGAAAAAUGGAAAUUUAGAACAAUGGUUGCAUCCUGAGAUUUUAAAUGAAGAGCAUCCAAGAACAUUGAGCCUUGGUCAAAGAUUAAACAUAAUUAUUGAUGUUGCUGAUGCAUUACAUUAUCUUCACCAAGAAUGUGAGCAAUUGGUCCUUCAUUGCGAUCUAAAGCCAAACAACGUCCUUCUUGAUGAUGACAUGGUUGCUCAUGUGAGUGAUUUUGGAAUAGCAAGACUUGUCUUAGCCAUUGGCGGCAGCUCUCGGAAGGAUACUAGCACAAUUGGAAUAAAAGGGACAGUUGGUUAUGCUCCUCCAGAGUACGGAAUGCGUUUUGAAGUUUCCACAUGUGGUGACAUGUAUAGCUUUGGAAUUCUGGUGUUGGAAAUGCUUACCGGUAGAAGACCUACUGAUGAAGUUUUUGAAGAUGGUCAAAAUCUGCAUAAUUUUGUUGCAAUUUCAUUUCCUGAUAACCUUAUGAAGAUUUUAGAUCCACAUAUUGUAUCAAGAGAUGUAGAAGUAGCAAUACAAGAUGGAAAUCGUGAAAAUCUUAUUCCAACUAUUGAAGAGUGCUUAGUUUCACUUUUUAGGAUUGGAAUUAUUUGUUCGAUGGAAUCACCGAAAGAAAGAAUGAAUAUUGCAGAUGUCACAGGAGAGCUUAGCAAAAUCAAAAAGGCCUUUUUCACCGGUGUUCACGCUCAUAAUUAGAAAUUAAAGCUGAACUAAAUUUCUACGAUGAUUCGUGGAAAGAGAAGUGUAUUCCGCUUGAUGCAUUGUUGUUUAGAAACUAAAUGGUUCAGCUGGAAGCGUGUGUGCUUUGCUUAGUUUACUAAUUUGUUACUCUGUGAAUUCGGUUAUGUCAUUUGAUUCUGUAUCAUCGUGUUUAAUGUAGAUUUGCUAGCUGCAACCUACUAGUUGCUAUAAAUAAGUAAUGUUGUAUUGCUUUCUAAUUCAAUGAAACGAGAAUUGAUACUUCUCCCAUAUUUAUCUUCAUUUUCAUUUCUUUGUCAUG
This is a messenger RNA of Trifolium pratense (red clover), 4540 nucleotides long. RefSeq names its product probable LRR receptor-like serine/threonine-protein kinase At3g47570. Gene Ontology annotation, molecular function: ATP binding; protein binding; protein kinase activity. The coding region runs from base 1144 to 4236 and encodes 1030 amino acids. The record is from RefSeq and is a predicted model, not a curated record. Gene Ontology annotation, biological process: protein phosphorylation. The transcript has 3 exons. Lineage: Eukaryota; Viridiplantae; Streptophyta; Magnoliopsida; Fabales; Fabaceae.